AUGGCAACAGUCUCAGUGAACGUCCCUCCGGAGAUCUGUCCCGAGGUCCCCGCAUUCACUCUAUGGUCUGAGCUCGUGGAGCAGCAGGAGCGUGGUGAGUCAUUCAUUCAGAGGUUCCUCCGCGGGAAGUACAGUACCCUCGAGGUGAAGACACUUGCUACCAAUUGGAGCUUGGAGGCGCUUGUGUGUCAGUUUGCAGUUCCAGGUGAAGACCAAGCAGCAAGAGAAAUCCGAAACGCAAACCGCGAGGUAUAUCUCCAAGGUAUCGAAGACCUCGAGCAGCUAUGGGAGCGUGAGUAUGCUCACGCUUUCAAGUCUGCUGUUAAGUCUGCUACUGGUGCCCGCGGUCUAGACAAGAAGCGGCUGGAGCGCGCUCGCGAACACUACCUGGCGAUGAAAGGCGCGCCCCCAAUCUUUGACAUUGACCCACCCAAUGGUGAUCAGUACUGGGUGUCAGCACGCGAGUGCCAACAGGAGAAGCUGGUCCCGUUCAUGAACCGGGCCAAGGUUGAUCGUCUGAGGACGUACGAGGGGUACUUCACAAAAGACAUGGUCGCAUCUCAUUACAACACUAUCAUGAACAUCGUGGACAUUCGGUAA
Molecule: messenger RNA, 600 nt
Organism: Alternaria conjuncta
Lineage: Eukaryota; Fungi; Ascomycota; Dothideomycetes; Pleosporales; Pleosporaceae
Exons: 2
Coding region: 1-600 (199 amino acids)
Source: RefSeq, a predicted model, not a curated record